ACUUUCGACACAAGGUAUAACAAAUUUCCAAAUUUCAUGAUACACUAUAAUAGAGGCUUAUAUUAUACGCAUUCAAAUCUUAUGAUAAAAAUAUACUUCUUUCCUUUACCUACUUUUCAUGCUUAUAAAAGCAUACAAAGCCCCCAAUUUCAUCACCCUUUCCGUCCCAAAAUGAUCAUUCCGGUAAAGAGCAUACCAGGCAUGUUUGGGUCGGUCCGGUCCAUCAUCGUCACCUUCGUCUUCUGCUGUAACAUGAUCUGGCGGAACUGCCCGAAGCAGCUCCGCCGCUACAUCGAGAAACUCACCGAGAGGCUGUCCGGAUUCAAGAGGCUGUCCGGAUUCUUGAAUCCGGACAUCCAGGUCUUGAUCCACGAGUACACCGGAAGUCAUCUCCGGCGCCACGAGGCCUACGGCCUCGUAGCUGCGUACUUGAGUGUGAAAUUGCCUGAUGCCAAACGGCUCAAGGCCGUGAUGACGAACGAGAACAAGGUGAUGCUGAGCAUGGAAGAGUACGAGAACACGACGGACAUGUUCAACGGAGUUGAGGUGAAAUGGAUCUCCGGGAAGGUUCCUUCCCGGGCCAGCGGGGCCUCGUAUUACCCAGAGCCCGAGCAGAGGUACUACAAGCUCAAGUUCAACGAGUGCUACAAGAAGAUGAUGACGGAGGAUUACCUGCAGCAUGUCUUAAAGAGAGGGAGAGAGAUUCAGGCCGCGAACAGGCAGCGGAGGCUCUACACGAAUGGCAAGUCUACCUGGACCCAUAUCGUGUUCGAACAUCCAGCCAAGUUCGCGACUCUAGCAAUGGAGCCAGAGAAGAAGGAGGAGAUCGUGGAGGAUCUGCUGACCUUCAUAAAGAGUAAAGAUUACUAUGCAAGAAUCGGCAAGGCGUGGAAAAGGGGUUAUCUGCUGUAUGGCCCUCCCGGAACAGGAAAAUCUACGAUGAUCGCAGCCAUGGCCAACUUUCUCAGCUAUGAUGUUUAUGAUCUCGAGCUUACCUCGGUGAAGGACAAUACGGAGCUCAGGAAGCUUUUGACAAACACUACUGCUAAAUCAAUCAUCGUGAUAGAGGAUAUCGAUUGCUCCCUCGACUUAACAGGCCAGAGGGAGAAGAAAGCGGAGAAACCUGCAGAAGAGCCUGGAAAAGUCGAGAAAAAGACGACUCCUCGUAAGGAGAAGGAAGAGAGUGACAGCAAGGUCACUCUCUCAGGCCUGCUGAAUUUCAUAGACGGCCUCUGGUCUGCUUGUGCAGGGGAGAGAUUAAUCGUAUUCACAACAAACCAUGUGGAUAAGCUCGACCCAGCUCUUACAAGAAGGGGCCGGAUGGACAAACAUAUCGAGCUAUCUUACUGCAAAUACGAAGGAUUUAAAGUGCUCGCUAAGAAUUACCUGGAACUUGAAGCACAUCCACUGUUCCAAUCCAUCGAGGAGCUGAUCCAGGAGGUCGAGAUAUCACCAGCUGAUGUUGCGGAAAACCUCAUGCCAAAAUCUGCAAAAGAUGGUCCAGAGCAAAGCCUUCGAAAUCUCAUAUGCAUUCUUGAGGAAACAAAGAACAGCAAGUGCAGAGAAAUUAAAGAUACAGAGAUCAACCACAAUGCAGCUGCUAUUUAA
Salvia splendens (bonfire salvia) is the source of this 1608-nucleotide messenger RNA. RefSeq names its product AAA-ATPase At3g28580. The record is from RefSeq and is a predicted model, not a curated record. The coding region runs from base 37 to 1608 and encodes 523 amino acids. Lineage: Eukaryota; Viridiplantae; Streptophyta; Magnoliopsida; Lamiales; Lamiaceae. The transcript has a single exon. Gene Ontology annotation, molecular function: ATP binding; ATP hydrolysis activity.